CAGGAGUUGAUGCUCAUGAACUCGCGGCUGCAGCUGGAAAGACAAUUACUGAUGCAAAAUCAGAUGAGAGAGAGACAAGCAGCCAUGCAGAUUGCUUGGACACGGGAAUUUCUGAAAUACUUUGGGGCUUUCUUUGGACUUGCUGCUGUUGGUUUAACAACAGGAGCAAUAAAAAGGAAGAACCCAGCAGUUCUACUGCCAAUAGUUCCCUUAAGUUUUAUACUUGCCUAUCAAUAUGAUAUGGGGUAUGGGACAAUGUUGAAAAGGAUGAAAGGUGAAGCAGAGAACAUACUGGAGACACAAAGUACUUUGCUAGAACUGCCAAAAGGACCGCUUACUUUUGAAGACCUGGAAAAAAUCAGAAGAGCUCAGAGCAAGAUCUACGUAGAAAAAUAG
Messenger RNA from Tinamus guttatus (white-throated tinamou), 396 nucleotides. The record is from RefSeq and is a predicted model, not a curated record. NCBI's taxonomy places the organism in Eukaryota, Metazoa, Chordata, Aves, Tinamiformes, Tinamidae.